CUUCCUCAAAGUGAUCUUGUAAGACCGGCAGGAGGACCGCAGACCGGCUGCGUUCAUGCGGUGUUCGAAGUUUGGGGUAAAACGAAAGGUUUCCUCUGCUGCCAUGGCUGCGUAGUUGUGUGCCGUCCAUCAUGGCCAUUGGAGCACAGCUCUACCUGCUGCUGUGGAAAAACUUGACGUACCGCAGGAGAAACAAGGUCCAGCUGACUAUUGAACUCCUGUGGCCGCUCUUCCUCUUCCUCAUCCUCAUUGCCGUCCGUCAAUCACACCCGCCGUAUAAACAGAGCCAAUGUCAUUUUCCCAACAAGGCCCUUCCUUCGGCAGGCACGCUGGCAUGGGUUCAGGGCAUCAUCUGCAACGUCAACAACCCCUGUUUUCAUCACCCCACGGCAGGAGAAACGCCCGGACGAGUGAGCAACUUCGACAACUCCACACUCUCUCGACUUUUAGUCGACGUCAGAGCUGUGCUGACAAUCAGUGGGAACCGGACGGUUCUCUCGGGUCUGCAGGACCUGUCGCAGGCCAUCCAGACUCUCGGGGAAAGACCAGAUGCCUGGCCAAAUCUUCCAGUAAGAGAGUUUCUCAGAGCCAAUGAGAGCUUCUCGUCCUUCCUGCGGACAAACACCAGCAUCCCCUCAGCGUCUGUCGAUCAGUUACUGAGGGCACGACUGAACCUUCAAGUGGUUGCAUUAGCAGGCGAAGGAAUGCGUCUGUCCGACAUCGUCUGUAAUGCUUCUCUGCUGGGUCGUUACCUCACCGUUGAGAACAGAGAUUCUUUCCCCGAACUGCAGGGGGUGCUGUGUGCUGUACCUUCAGAUAUUAUGCAGAAGGCAGAGCAGAUCUUCCUCUCGCAGCUGGACUUCAGCAAGAUCCUUUCGAGAGACAGACUGCAGGCGAACGCGGCUGAUCUCCGGCUCAUCAGUCGGGCUGUUUCCUCUGUAUCUCAGGAACUAGCAUCCGUUAUGGAUGACAUCUCUUCUCUGUCCAGUUUCUCAGAGCUAAACUCAGAGAUGAGGUUACUGACAGCUGAAAACCGCUCGGCGCUGCCACGCGAGAGCUUUCGGGCCUUCUCCAGAAUCAUGUGCGGACACCCGGAGGCAGGGGGAGAGAGAAUCCCUUCGUUCAACUGGUACGAAGAUCAGGACAUCAAGUCUUUCCUGGGCAGAAAUGCAUCAGAGGAGACAGACCUUGAAAAGGACAACAGCACCACUCCCUUCUGUGAAAACCUUAUUCGAAGCCUGGAGUCGAACCCUCUCUCACGGAUCGUGUGGCGAAGCAUCAAACCGCUGUUCAUUGGAAAGCUGCUGUACACACCGGACACGCCGGUCACCCGUACGGUCAUGUCAGAGGUAAACAAAACUUUUCAGGACUUUCAGAUUCUGAAGGACAUGCACGAAGCGUGGCAGGAAGUGAGUCCAAGGAUCAAAACCUUCAUGGAGAGCAGUGUGGAAAUUCGGCUUCUGCAGGAUCUUCUAAGAAGGCCUGAGGUGGCAGUAGUUGUGAAUCUACGUCUUGAAAACACCUCUUGGACGGCCUCUCGCAUUUCCCGCUUCCUCUCAACGCCUGACCCAGAUACGCCCCGUAGGGACGGCGCUCCGCCCACCUGGCUGGAUCUCUACCAGGAUUUAAACAACACCUUCGGCACUCUCUCAGAGCUCACUACGUGCUUCUCUCUGAAUAAAAUGGAGGGUCUGGCCACGGAGGGUGAGAUGGUCGAACGAGCCCUGGAGCUGCUGGAAGAUCGUCAGUUUUGGGCUGGAAUCGUCUUCCUCCUUCCAGACCCGUCAUCAUCCUCCCUGCCUCCUCAUGUCAAGUACAAGAUCCGCAUGGACAUAGACGACGUGACCCGCACGAACAAGAUCAAAGACAAAUUUUGGGAUCCAGGCCCGGCUGCUGAACCGUUCAGUGACCUCCGCUACGUUUGGGGUGGAUUUAUUUACGUACAGGAUUUAGUUGAGAGAGCUGUGACACGUUUGCUCGCCGGUAAAGAGCCAAACACGGGCAUAUAUGUGCAACAGAUGCCUUACCCGUGCUUUGUCGACGACGUGUUCAUUCGUGUCCUGAAUCGCUCUCUGCCUCUGUUCAUGACACUGGCGUGGAUCUAUUCUGUGGCUAUGAUCAUAAAGGGAGUGGUGUACGAGAAAGAGGCUCGUCUGAAGGAGACGAUGCGUAUCAUGGGUCUGAGCUCGGGGAUGCUGUGGCUCAGCUGGUUCAUCAGCAGUUACCUGCCCUUCCUGUUCAGCGCCGGACUGCUUAUCGCCGCCCUCAAGUGGGGCGAUAUCUUACCCUACAGUGACCCGGCUGUGGUUUUCUUCUUCCUGGCUGCGUUUGCUACGGCCACCAUCAUGCUUUGCUUCCUCAUCAGCACGUUCUUCUCACGAGCGAACCUGGCAGCAGCGUGCGGAGGACUCAUUUACUUCACCCUUUACCUGCCGUAUGUGCUGUGUGUGGCCUGGAGGGAACGUCUGACCAGCACACACAGGAUCUUAGCGAGCUUCCUGUCCCCAGUGGCCUUUGGCUUUGGCUGUGAGUAUUUCUCUCAGUAUGAAGAGCAGGGUGUGGGGAUCCAGUGGUUUAACCUAAGAUCAAGCCCCAUGGAGGGAGACACCUACAACUUCACCAUCUCCAUUGUGAUGCUGUAUGUGGACGCUGUCAUCUAUGCACUGGCCACUUGGUACAUCGAAGCUGUUUUUCCAGGGCAGUAUGGGAUCCCCAGACCGUGGUAUUUUGUCUUCCAGCUGAAUUACUGGGGCGGGGUUCCAUUAGAGGUGGGGUUGCCUGUUCCUCCAGCACCUAGAGAUGAACCAGAUGAUCGGAUUGAAGCUGAACCCACAAACCUAAUUCUGGGAGUUUCCAUAAGGAACUUAGUGAAGAUUUAUAAAAAAGGGGCCAAGCUUGCCGUCAAUCACCUUAACAUAAAGUUCUACGAGGGCCAAAUAACGUCUUUUCUGGGCCACAAUGGAGCUGGCAAGACAACCACUAUGUCCAUUCUGACAGGACUGUUUCCUCCCACUGCUGGUACGAUAUACGUGAAGGGAAUGGACAUUCGCACAGAUAUGGACGUGAUCCGCAGGACUCUGGGAGUUUGUCCCCAGCACAACGUCCUCUUUGACAUCCUGACGGUGGAGGAGCAUGUGUGGUUCUACGGUCAAAUGAAGGGCAUGAGCAUGGGGGAGGUCAAGAAGGAGAUAGAUUCACUUCUGCAGGAUGUGGGCUUACAACACAAACGGCACGAGCAGACAAAAAACCUUUCAGGUGGCAUGCAAAGGAAACUGUCUGUUGCAAUCGCUUUCAUAGGCGGGUCAAAGGUCGUGGUCUUGGAUGAGCCCACCGCCGGCGUGGACCCCUACUCCCGCCGCGGGAUUUGGGACCUUCUGCUCAAAUACCGUCAAGGCCGCACCAUCAUUCUGUCCACGCAUUACAUGGAUGAGGCCGAUCUCCUCGGAGACCGCAUUGCAAUCAUUUCCCAGGGAAAGCUGUGCUGCUGUGGAACGCCGCUCUUUCUCAAGGCACGUCUUGGUACUGGAUACUACCUUACGCUGGUCAAGAGAGAGAUGCAUAGCACACCCAGCAGCACCAGCACUGGCAAUCUCCCUUCAUCUGCAGUUACCAAGGACAGCGAUUCCUCAUUAAGUGAUGACACAGGACUGGGCAGCGAAGAGAAUGGAUUCAACGUUGCUGCCCUAAUGGCUCUCGCGCAGCAGUACGUCCCUGACGCUCAGAUGGUGGAGGACGUCGGCAGAGAGGCCGUCAUCAACUUGCCCCACGCUGCCUCAGAGGACGGCAGACUCGCCCUCUUCCUGAACGAGCUGGACAAACGGCAGGGCGAGUUCGGCGUGGUCAGUUAUGGGUUGUCAGACACCACGUUAGAGGAGAUCUUUCUGCGUGUGGCAGAAGAGACAGGUGUAGAUGCGGACCCUGAGGAGCCAGCAGCAUCUCCAAGCCACCAGGGGGCGCCAUCUGAGGAUAGAGACACAGGACGAAAACAGCCAAUCAGGAGAGAGGCCCAGGAGACAGAGCCGCUGAGCGGGGACGGUCAGGGUGGCGGUGCUCCUCUAACGGGCUGCUUCCUCACGUGUCAGCAGCUUCGAGCGCUUUUCACCAAAAGACUGAAGUACGCCCUUCGCAGUCGCAGAGGCAUUUUCGCACAGAUUGUUCUUCCUGCGGUUUUUGUUCUUAUCGCUCUGCUCUUCAGUCUCAUUGUCCCACCCUUUGGGAAAUAUCCGUCCCUGGAGCUCCAGCCGUGGAUGUACGGAGAACAGUUCACUUUCUUCAGCAAUGAUGCGCCACAGAAUCCAGCCAUACAGAACCUCCUGGAUGCCCUGCUGAAUCCACCUGGGUUUGGGACCAAAUGCAUGGAGCCGAGCGGAGACACUGAGUGUUUAGAGGAAGUUGAAACGAAGUUUGUCCGACCCCAGAUUCCCUACAGCGUGUGGCAGAUCCUUCAUAAAGGCAACUGGACCGCAGAGAAGCCGUCCCCUGACUGUGAGUGCAGUACCGAGGAUAUCCGGAGGAUGCUGCCGGACUGUCCGGAGGGAGCUGGAGGAAUCCCCCCUCCUCAGAUAAAACAAAUGACAGGUGAUUUCCUGCAAAAUUUGACGGGUCGCAACAUUUCUGACUACCUCAUCAAAACAUACCCCCAGAUUCUGAAGAAAAGUUUAAAGACAAAAAAAUGGGUAAAUGAAUUUAGAUAUGGAGGUUUCUCUCUGGGAGCUAAAAGUGCUCAAGCUGUGGAAGAGCCACAGCACCUGGAGGAGUCUGUUUUGGCUAUUAGAAGACGGUACAACGUUGCAGAGAAUGGUUCGUUAGAUCAGCUCCUUCAGAGACUACCGGAUGUCCUUACAGGACUCGCCAGCCAAAAUAAUGUAAAGGUCUGGUUUAAUAAUAAAGGAUGGCAUUCCAUGGCAUCGUUUGUGAAUAUCAUGAACAAUGGUCUCCUUCGAGCCAACCUGCCACCUGGCGUGGAAAGGCGUAAAUACGGAAUGACGGCCUACAAUCACCCGCUCAACCUCACAAAGGAGCAGCUGACAGAGAUGGCGCUGAUGACCACCUCAGUCGACGUUCUGGUGUCCAUUUGUGUUAUUUUUGCCAUGUCAUUUGUUCCUGCCAGUUUUGUCCUGUUCCUUAUUGAGGAACGGGUCAGUAAAUCAAAACACCUGCAGUUUGUCAGUGGAGUGAAGCCCAUCCUGUACUGGACCACCAACUACGUAUGGGACAUGUUGAACUAUACAGUACCAGCCACGAUGGUGGUCUUCAUCUUCAUCAGCUUCCAGCAGGAGUCGUAUGUAUCCGAGAAGAAUCUGCCUGCGCUGGUGCUUCUGCUCUUGUUCUAUGGUUGGUCUAUCACUCCACUCAUGUACCCAGCCUCCUUCAUCUUCUCCGUCCCCAGCACGGCCUACGUGGUCCUCACCUCCAUCAACCUCUUUAUCGGCAUCAACGGCAGUGUUGCCACCUUUGUCCUGGAGCUCUUUAUCGAUGAGCAUCUGAAUGAGGUUAACAGGAUCCUGAAGAAGGUCUUUCUGAUCUUCCCACAUUUCUGCCUGGGUCGAGGUCUCAUCGACAUGGCCAAGAACCAGGCCAUGGCAGACGCGUUUCAGCGGCUGGGAACCAAACAGAAUCUGGAGCCUUUGUCCUGGGAUUUUGUAGGGAAGAACCUGUUUGCCAUGGCGACGGAAGGAAUCGUGUUUUUCAUCUUCACUGUUCUCCUGCAGUAUAAAUUCUUUGUUAAUUUCAGCCGAUGGUCGGGCUUUGUGCUGCCCCCUCUGGGCACGGAGGACGAGGACGUGGCGAGAGAGAGAGAGCGCGUGAAGAGCGGUAGAGCUGCGGGAGACAUUCUCAUCCUCAAAGAUCUUAGCAAGGUGUACAAGGCAGGCAGGAAGCCAGCAGUGAAUCGGCUUUGCUUGGGCAUUCCCCGGGGGAGAGGUACCUAGAGCUGCGUAUCACAGAACAUUUAUACUAGCACUUUGUUGUUGUUUUUGCGA
Labeo rohita (rohu) is the source of this 5981-nucleotide messenger RNA. RefSeq names its product phospholipid-transporting ATPase ABCA1-like. Bases 132 to 5930 code for a protein of 1932 amino acids. NCBI's taxonomy places the organism in Eukaryota, Metazoa, Chordata, Actinopteri, Cypriniformes, Cyprinidae. The transcript has 42 exons. Gene Ontology annotation, cellular component: intracellular membrane-bounded organelle; membrane. The record is from RefSeq and is a predicted model, not a curated record. Gene Ontology annotation, biological process: lipid transport; transmembrane transport. Gene Ontology annotation, molecular function: ABC-type transporter activity; lipid carrier activity; ATP hydrolysis activity.